AUGGAAUCAGAUCAUCUGAAGUAUCAUGGGAGAUGCAAGGAGUUUGAGAACGGCUGCACGUGGAUAAUUCGUAUCACACUUCGGCAGCGUAAGGAUAAUUGGGAGGUUGGAAGGUACAAUGGAACUCACACUUGCUUGGCUACUUCGAUUUCGAGUGACCACCAACAGCUCGAUCACCACGUUAUUUGUGCGAGGAUCUUUUCGUUGGUUAGGGCAGAUGCAAUGGUUAGGAUAAAGGUGUUGCAAGAAGCCACGGAGGCAACCUAUGGAUUCAGGCCUAGUUAUAAGAAGGUGUGGAUGGCAAAACAGAAGGCAGUUGCACAGAUCUACAGGGAUUGGGAAGAGUCAUAUGCCGAGUUGCCCCGUAAUCAGGUUGAUGAGUCUACGGAGUACUUUCAUCGUCUUUUCUGGACAUUCCCUCCAUGCAUUGAGGCAUUUAGACAUUGCAAGCCACUAGUAAGCAUUGACGAGACUCAUUUAUAUGGGAAGUGUGGUGGGACUUUGCUUCUGGCUAUCGCGCAAGAUGGAAACUCGAAUAUCUUGUAUGUUGCCUUUGCACUUGUGGAAGGGGAGAAUGCAGAGCCCUUGACUUUUUUCUUCUCCCACUUGCGUCAACAUGUGACUCCACAAGAAGGCAUUCUUGUGAUAUAUGCGUAUAUGCAUACGGUGUCCUCAGUAGCAUCAUCCGGCAUCACCCUGAAUCUCUCAUGGAACCAGGUGAAGUAG
Arachis stenosperma is the source of this 726-nucleotide messenger RNA. RefSeq lists its product as uncharacterized. Lineage: Eukaryota; Viridiplantae; Streptophyta; Magnoliopsida; Fabales; Fabaceae. The transcript has 2 exons. Bases 1 to 726 code for a protein of 241 amino acids. The record is from RefSeq and is a predicted model, not a curated record.